Molecule: messenger RNA, 1584 nt
Organism: Leptonychotes weddellii (Weddell seal)
Lineage: Eukaryota; Metazoa; Chordata; Mammalia; Carnivora; Phocidae
Source: RefSeq, a predicted model, not a curated record
GCCGGCAGGCAGGCCCGACAGGCAGCAAAGGAGGGACAAACACUCACAGCCCGGCAGCGACUCAUGGGCCCUCUGCCUUUGUUCUCUCUUCCAGGCUCCCGGGAGCAGCACCAGGGCCAGAGAGACAAUGGUCUCAGUGACUAUGGCCACUUCCGAGUGGAUCCAGUUCUUUAAGGAAGCCGGCAUUCCUCCGGGGCCUGCUGUCAAUUACGCCGUGAUGUUUGUGGAUAAUAGGAUCCAGAAGAGCAUGCUGCUGGAUCUCAACAAAGAGAUCAUGAAUGAGCUGGGCGUGACUGUGGUGGGCGACAUCAUUGCCAUCCUCAAGCAUGCCAAGGUGGUGCACCGCCAGGACAUGUGCAAGGCUGCCACUGAGUCAGUGCCCUGCAACCCCAGCCCCAUCCCAGGCGAGAUCCGCCGCGGUGCCUCCAGCGCCCUGGCCCGCCGGGAGGAGGAGAGCCUGGCUGUCCCCACCAAGCGGCGCCGGGUCACAGCCGAGAUGGAGGGGAAGUACAUUAUCAACAUGCCCAAAGGCACCACCCCCCGGACCCGCAAGAUUCUGGAGCAGCAACAGGCGGCCAAAGGUCUCCAGAGGACAUCUGUGUUUGACCGCCUCGGCGCCGAGACCAAGGCAGACACGACGACGGGGAAUAAACCCACAGGAGUUUUCAGCCGCCUGGGGGCCACCCCAGAGAUGGACGAGGAUCUGGCUUGGGACAGCGACAAUGACAGCAGCAGCUCUGUCCUGCAGUAUGCCGGGGUUCUGAAGAAGCUGGGCCGGGGCCCAGCCAAGCCCAGUCCCCAGCCGGCACUGACUGUCAAAGCCAAGGCCACAAGCUCGGCCGCGACGGCUGCCACCCCGACACUGCGACGCCUGGCCCUUUCCUCACGCCCAGGGCUUGAGAGGAAGCCAGAGUCCCUGUCCAAAGUCAGCAUCAUCCAGAGACUGGGCAAGGCUGCCCUUGUGCCCGAGGCCCAGGACAGCCAGGUCACGAGCACCAAGAGUAAGUCCUUGGCCGAGGUCAAGGUCACCAUUAAGAGGACUCUGGUGGGGCCCCGGGGGAGCAGCUCCAGCGAGAGCCUGGGUGCCCAGAUGGACCAUGCGGGCACAGUGAGCGUGUUCAAAAGACUGGGCCGCAGGACCUUCUAGCCUCUGGGCGGGGCGCGGGCCCCUCUCCAGGUUCCUGGCUCUGGCAGAGGCUCCCGUGAGGCCAUGCCCAGUCCUCUGCUGGCUCCUGGAUGACACUGCUUGUCUCCCUCAGGCAUUCGAGCCGGCCCAAGCUUUCUGGGGCUCACCCCAGUGUUCUGAGUCCGACAUGGUCGCUGUGGCCUGGCCUUGCUGCUCUAGGACUUUCCUUUCUCACGUCCUUUGUUCUCUCCUCUUGGACUGUGGCCUUUGGCAGGACCCACUUUUCUACCUCUCCCAGAGCCAAGUGCUCUUUUCCCUCCUCCGUUCCCCCUCCUGCCCCUCGGCAACAUCUGCUGCCUCCACCCCAGCUCCCCGGCCUCCCCAGUUCCCCCCAGAGUCCCCCCACCUUACCGAUGUCCCGACUUCCCCUUGCCCCUCUGCCCCUUCCCCCUUUCCCC